GCAAUGAAAUUGAGGUUAUAAUUUAGAAUCAUUCAAUUAAUCUAAAAUCCUACCAUUUUUUCCAAUAGCUCCAUAUUGGCAGCAUUCGCCUUCUUCGCCGCAUUCUUUUGUGAUUGGGAUUUCUUUGGACGGCCCAUUUUUAUCAAAAACAGUUUUAAAAAUGAAAUUCUCAAAAAAAUUGCAACCGCCGGCAAAACAACCACGCCACUGAGUGAAAUCAAGACCAACAAUUGAACAGGACCUGGAACAGGACACAACUCUAAAAUGUAAACAAUGGACUUCUGCAACGAAUGUACGCUGGCCUGUCUACUCUCACCGAAAAUUUUGACGUUUGAGCGGUACCGCUCCGCUCAAACGUCAAAUUUUCGGUGAGAGUAAGCAGGCCAGCAUAAAUUCAUGCAGAAGUCCCUAAGAUGAAUACAAUCUGAUUUUUGCAAUCUAUAAAUCAAAUAUACAUAUUCUUGUUUCACUUUAUUAAUCAAACUAGAUUAAUUUAACGAAUUAGUUUGCAACUCCUUAUCUUCAUCAUCCCAAAUUUAUCAACGAGAAUCCACAUCAAAUUUUAUUUACAGAUAACUGGUUUUUAUUGCAAACAAAAAAAACGAAUAGGCCACUUUCAUAAGUACGUUUGGCAACAAAAAUCAAAUGCAAUGGACCGAUGCGCGAGUUCACUAAUUUGACGUUUGAGUGGUGCCGUGUUUACAGAUAAUGAACUCUUUUUUAUGGCCUAGAUAAAAUGGCACCGCUCAAAAGUCAAACGGUUGAAUACGUGCGUAGGUCCAUAUGCCACUCUACUGACAUUUGAGUCAUGCUUUGUUAUCUAGGCGGCCAUGGAAUCGAGUUAAUUUUUCGUAAACACGGCACGGCUUAAACUUCAAAACUGUGUGCACUGCAAGACGGCAGUUGCUGGUGACUUUACUCUUUGGUUGCAUUUCGGACUUGUUGAAUCAUUCGUAAUUUAUUUACUCUUUGUGUGGUCUGCUGAAAAACAUUAAGUUCGAGCUACAUUAAACAAUAUGAAUACGCGAAGGCGACGUCAUUUCUAUUUGUCGGCCGAAUACUAUGGCCAAAAAUACAACAAAAAGACAAAAAGAAAUGCCAUUGAAAGUGCUUCCGGAUCAUGGAUUUGUCCAGAGAAUGAAAACGAGAUGAAUUAUGUUAAUUCUGUACAAGAUGAAUCAACCAUGCAAAAUGUUCCGCACGAUCGUGAAAAUGUUUCAACUGUUUCGGAUGUGAGUGAUUCAGAAAACGAAUCUUUGGAAGAACAACAUAAUAGCGUUUUGCUUGAUGGACCAGAGAAUUUGCCGAAACUGUUCUCCAUACUCAACAAAAAGCAGUUUACUGUUGGGGCCGGCUUGAUAGUUGACGAUGUUCUGUUAAUGAUUAUGAACUAUUACGUACGACACGGCCUAACACAAACUGCUGUAGAAGAUUUGCUGAAAUUGCUUAACACUAUUUCUGGCGUCAAAGUACUUCCAGAGAGUUUUUCAUCAUUCAUUUCACAUUUUGAGUCCGAUCCUUAUAACUCAUCUCGAAUAUACUACUGCAGUAAAUGCCAGUUUGAUUACGGCCCAACGCCACCGGAAUCAAAUGUUGGAUGCUCUAUCUGCGAAUCUAAAGAGACAGACUUCUUCAUUUCAAUUCCCGUCGAAUCUCAAAUACAACAACUUGUGAUUGAAUAUGAAUCCAAAAUUGAAGAACACCAGCGUUAUAUCGACGAGCAUAACAUUUCUGAUGUAAUGCGCGGCAGGUAUGCCAGGAAAAUUCUUCAGGAGGAAUCACGACCAUGCCUGACCUUGAGUGCCAAUACUGACGGCGCAGCCACUUUCCGAUGCACAACUCAAAAACCACUAUAUCCAUUGUUUGUGACGUUGAACAAUCUUCCUCCAUAUUUACGGUUUUCGAAACACAAUCUAAUUCUUGGCGGUUUGUGGCUUUCCAAUGGUGAACCAAACACCAAUUUAUUGUUCAAGUACUUUUGCAUAGAACUUCAACGAUUAAAGCACGAUGGAAUAACUAUUGGUUCUAAAGUGUAUACCGUGGCAUUGCUGCAAGUCAAUCUGGACUCGGUAGCGAGGUGUAAAGUUCAGAACAUGAAACAAUUCAAUGGAUCAUAUGGCUGCACCUAUUGCCUACACCCCGGAGAAGUUAAAGCUUCAAACAAUUCAAGAUGUUAUCCGUUUCUGAAACACGUUCCAAAAAGAGAAGAUAAACUGACUAGGCAAUUGAUGGACAAAGUAUCCGCGUCAGGCAAGGAGGAGUUAGGAGUCAUGGGAAAAACCGUGUUUACGUUUUUACCGAACUUCGAUGUUAUUGGAUGCUUUCCGCCUGAUUACAUGCAUUCAGUUUUACUUGGCGUUGUAAAACAGCUGUGGAGCUUGUGGACCGAAAGUGAGAAUCAUAGACAACCCUUCUAUAUUGGCAAUCGCUUGAUGGAGAUUGAGCAAAGAGUAUUGGGCUUCCGUCCACCGUCAGUUUUUCCAAGGAAACCGCGACAACUAAAGGAGUACAAAAAAUACAAAGCGAAUGAGUGGGAACCUAUGCUUCUCUAUUACCUGUAUCCGGUGCUGACUGAAAUCCUGCCUCAACACUACAUAAACCAUGUAAUGCUACUGGCAUCAUCCAUUUACCAACUCCUAGAUCCAAAGAUGAAUGACCAGGUGAUAUCCUCUUGUGAAACGAAACUGAACGCGUUUUUACAACAAUUCGAAAAACUGUACGGCAAAGACAACAUGUCCUACAAUGUUCAUUUGCUAGGACAUUUAAGUGAAGCUGUUCGAGAUUACGGAGCGCUUUACAAUUUUUCGUUAUUUCCGUACGAAGCAGGAAAUGGGAUGCUCCAAGGUUUUCGAACGGGAACCAAUAAGCCACUACUUCAAAUCAAACGAAAAUACUAUAUGAACAAGCUGUGCCAUAGGACUACCAUUGGUGUCAAUUCAGAUGUUCGAAAAUGGGUUAACUCCAUGUGGUCGAAAUCAAACACCCAGGUCCAAUUCGAUCCCAAAAUGUUAUAUGUUCUAAAUGAUACCUUCAUAUUCGAUGACGACGUAGAUGCAAGAUCAUUCACCGCUCACAGUAAACUAUAUAUUAAGGGAUUAUGCUUGGGUACUAGGCCGGGGCCCGUGGCGUAGUUGGCCACACGUUCGCUUCAUAUGCGGAUGGUCAUGGGUUUGAUUCCCAGCCCCGGCACUUGUAAUUUUUCGUCAGUUGCUCUUCCCUCGAGAGUGGCUGGCACUGACCCUCUUCUGAGCCCCGUGGCUCAAACGGACCCGGAUACCUGGACAUCGGCGAACUGCUACUCAUAAUGGACCCCCAAUCGGACUGGAAAGGAACAACGACCAUCCAUCAUCCUUGUGCUCAUCCUUCUACCAUGUACGGAGUAGAAAAGUGAAAGCAGCAGAAAGGCAACCAGUUCGAUAAAGUAGAAUAGAAUAUACAUCUAGGCGUUGUACAAAAAAAAAAUGUAAGUGCAGCUGUCAAUGGAAAUCGCUCACGUAGUGCCCUAGUGGACAAUAGAGCUGUAAUUAGG
This is a messenger RNA of Aedes albopictus (Asian tiger mosquito), 3529 nucleotides long. RefSeq lists its product as uncharacterized. Bases 1017 to 3131 code for a protein of 704 amino acids. The transcript is spliced from 4 exons. Lineage: Eukaryota; Metazoa; Arthropoda; Insecta; Diptera; Culicidae. The record is from RefSeq and is a predicted model, not a curated record.